Trichogramma pretiosum is the source of this 2984-nucleotide messenger RNA. It is a transcript of the gene Afg3l2, whose product is annotated as AFG3-like protein 2. The record is from RefSeq and is a predicted model, not a curated record. The transcript has 12 exons. Gene Ontology annotation, cellular component: m-AAA complex; membrane. Gene Ontology annotation, biological process: mitochondrial protein processing; protein-containing complex assembly. Lineage: Eukaryota; Metazoa; Arthropoda; Insecta; Hymenoptera; Trichogrammatidae. The coding region runs from base 166 to 2550 and encodes 794 amino acids. Gene Ontology annotation, molecular function: metalloendopeptidase activity; zinc ion binding; ATP binding.
CUUGAUAGUGUUAGCAUACUGCCGUACUCUACGAAUCUUCAAUACGUAUUGCAGAAUGUGUUGAGCUUGAGAUUUGGAAACGGCCGGUAAUGUGUACGCGGCCGCAUCAUAUGCGUUGCUCUAUACGCGAGAUUUAAGCUUUUAAUUUAUUUUUAUGAAUGCAACAUGGCCCAUCAACUCUUGUUUUCGGCCAGCAGGCUUGAAAAGUUCUUACUUAGUCGACUGGAUCAUCUUCAAUUCGCUAUUUUUCAGACUAAGAGAAAAUUGUCAACAUUAAAAAGCGUUUAUAAGUUAUCAGCAAUCGAACAAGUACAACAGAAUUGGAAACUAUUCUGUCAAAAACCACCCAAAGGCUUUGAAAAAUAUUACAAACAAGGACAGAAACCAAAAGAGAAUGAAGUGCCAUCUAAAGAAUCUAAAUCUGCAGAGAGUGGUCAAAGUGGAGGAAGUUCUAAGAGUGCAGAGACAAAUCAAAAAUCUGAUGGUCCUAGAAAAGAUUUUAACUAUGGAAAUUUCUACCCUGGCAAAAAACUUGCUGGAGGUAGUGGAGAUGGGCCUUUCAAAAAUCCCAUGGAUAAGUGGUUAACUUUUGGUGCUUUAGGAACUAUUAGCACUCUUGUUUUAUACAUGUUAAUGGAUAGUGAAAAAGAAAUUACAUGGAGAGAAUUCGUUUAUGGAUAUUUAAAUAAAGGAACUGUAGAAAAAUUAGAAGUUGUCAAUAAGAAAUGGGUACGGGUUCAUCUAUUACCUGGUGCCAGUACUGAGGGAAAUUUAUGGUUUAACAUUGGAAGUUCAGAUACAUUUGAAAGAAAUUUGGAAAAUGCUCAACUUGAACUUAAUAUUGAACCUCAAAAUCAUUUACCAGUUGUUUAUAAAAAUGAAGUUGAGGCUGGUCAUUUGGUAUCUUAUUUGCCUACUAUACUCACUAUUGGACUUAUUUUAUAUUUUACACGUCAAACUGCAAGUAUGUUUGGAGGUAAAGGUGGUAGAGGUAGAGGUCUUUUUGGAAAUGUUACAGCUUCUACUGCCAAAUUAAUUAAUCCUACAGAAAUUGGAGUUCGCUUCAAAGAUGUUGCUGGAUGCGAAGAAGCUAAAAUUGAAAUCAUGGAAUUCGUAAAUUUUCUUAAAAAUCCACAGCAAUAUAUCAAUCUUGGAGCUAAAAUACCAAAAGGAGCAAUAUUGACUGGUCCCCCUGGAACAGGUAAAACUUUGUUAGCGAAAGCUACAGCAGGUGAAGCAGAUGUACCUUUUCUGACUGUGUCUGGGUCAGAAUUUUUGGAAAUGUUUGUUGGUGUUGGACCAUCUCGAGUUAGAGAUAUGUUUGCGCAGGCUAGGAAAAAUGCACCUUGCAUUUUGUUCAUUGAUGAGAUUGAUGCUGUUGGCCGAAAGAGAGGUGGCAAGAGUUUUGGUUCACAUUCGGAACAAGAAAACACUUUGAAUCAACUUUUAGUAGAGAUGGAUGGUUUCAACACUACAACCAAUGUAGUUGUACUAGCUGCUACUAAUAGAAUUGAUAUUUUAGACAAAGCUCUCCUCCGACCAGGGAGAUUUGACAGACAAAUCUUUGUACCAGCCCCAGAUAUCAAGGGUAGAGCAUCUAUUUUUAAGGUUCAUUUGCAACCUCUAAAAACGAUCUUAGAUAAAAUAGAAUUAGCUAGAAAAAUGGCUGCCUUAACACCAGGCUUUACUGGGGCUGAUAUUGCAAACGUAUGCAAUGAAGCAGCUUUAAUAGCAGCUCGAGAUAAGAAAGACAAUAUUGACUUAAAAAAUUUCGAGCAAGCUAUUGAAAGAGUUGUUGCCGGGAUGGAAAAAAAAACGAAUGUGCUUCAACCAGAAGAAAAAAAGACAGUAGCUUAUCAUGAAGCGGGUCAUGCAGUUGCAGGUUGGUUUUUGCAACAUGCAGAUCCUCUGUUAAAAGUAUCUAUCAUUCCUCGUGGAAAAGGUUUAGGAUAUGCCCAGUACUUACCACGUGAACAGUAUCUUUAUACAAAAGAACAAUUAUUUGAUCGAAUGUGUAUGACACUUGGUGGAAGAGUUUCUGAAGAAAUAUUUUUUGAAAGGAUAACAACUGGUGCACAAGAUGACUUACAAAAGGUGACUCAAAGUGCCUAUGCACAAGUUGUUCAUUAUGGUAUGAAUGACAAAGUUGGCAAUGUUAGUUUUGAGAUGCCACAACCUGGUGACAUGGUUCUUGAUAAACCAUAUUCCGAAAGUACUGCUCAGCUUAUUGAUCAAGAAGUCAGAAAAAUGAUUGAACAAGCCCAUAAACAUACAACAGAACUUCUAACUAAACACAAAGAAGAUGUAAAUAAAGUUGCUGAACGAUUACUAAAACAAGAAAUUUUGAGUCGUGAUGAUAUGAUCGAGCUCCUCGGAGCUAGACCAUUCCCCGAAAAAUCAACAUAUGAAGAGUUUGUUGAAGGGACAGGUUCCUUUGAAGAAGAUACUAGCUUGCCUGAGGGUUUAAAAAAUUGGAAUGAGUCUAAAGAAUCAACGACGAAAACAGAUAGUAAUUCAGUACCACCACCUAAAAAUGAACAGCGUCUGUAAUUAAGUUUUUGUUUUUUCUGCACUAAUUCUAUUUGUAUUAGCGAUUGUAAUAUAAAUUUGAAAAAUAUAAUUUAUAAUAUAAGGUAGAAAAAAUUUGCUUGUCAAGUUAUAUUAUUAAAAUAGUGAGGACAGAUCAUAUACUUACACUGUUAUUUUGAAAUGUACAAUAACAACGCUGUUGAUUACAAGUUUUUUUUAUUUAGAAAAUCUUUCAUAAUUGAUUAAAUAAUGCAAGAAAAAGAAUGCAAGUCAACCAUGAAAGAUUGAGUUUUAAAAAAUGUAUCUUUCAUGAACUAUAAGGUAUGAAGACAUUAUUUGCAAAAAGUUUCAAAAUUGCAAAAUUUUAAUUAAAAAUUGGUCUUUUGACAAAUUUGUCUAAAAUUAUAAUGUUUUAAAGCACACCAAAUAAAUGCACAUUAUUCAUAAAAAUUUAA